AUGAGUGGUACUGAAUCGCAGAAGGAAGUGUUGGGAGGCAGCAGUGGAACUGCUGAAGAGAAACCAAAGAUAGUCCUUGAGAGAGGUGGUAAGGUCAAGGAAUUUGACCCUGAAACCCUGAGGAGACCCCACACGGUGAUUCACGGAGGCACAUUCGAGCGGAAAGUGCUAGGAGACCAGCCUGGCGGAAAUGCUGGUGGCCUGCUUAGGAACGAUCAUAGACCGCAGUCGGAUGAGAGACAACCUGUAGGGAAAGAUUAG
This is a messenger RNA of Torulaspora globosa, 261 nucleotides long. RefSeq lists its product as uncharacterized. Lineage: Eukaryota; Fungi; Ascomycota; Saccharomycetes; Saccharomycetales; Saccharomycetaceae. The coding region runs from base 1 to 261 and encodes 86 amino acids. The record is from RefSeq and is a predicted model, not a curated record. The transcript has a single exon.